AUGAAAGAUAACGAUGCCCUAGACACAGGCUCUCGCCACAAGAUCAUUGUGGGAGUAGACUAUGGAACCACAUUUUCAGGUGUCAGUUGGGCAGAGUCCACAAAGACCAGGUUGGAAGAUAUCAAUGUCAUCAACACUUGGCCAGGGCAUCGGGAUUCAACAUGGAAGGUCCCAUCGAGAAUAGCCUAUGCACAAGAGAAUAAAAACAAGAUACCCGCAGAUCAAUGGGGAUUCCAGGUUUCUCCAAACUUGAUGUGUUACUCCUGGACCAAGCUGUUGCUGGACAAGAGCGCACAGCUGACCGGCUAUGAUGAUCCAUCGUUGAAGGAUCUAUUUGGGUCAGGCCUGAUGAGCCUGCCAAAGGGAAAAAGUGCACAAUGCGUGAUCGAAGAUUACUUCCGGGAGUUGUAUGUCUACCUUAUUCACCAGCUGGAGAAAAAGAUGGGAGCCGGUGUUUUCAAUGCCACCCCAAUGGAGAUAUAUUUGACCAUGCCUGCGAUUUGGUCCGACCAAGCCCAGCUAGCCACUCGGAAAGCUGCAGAAGCCGCAGGGUUCGGGUCACGGCCAUACGACUCUAUCUUCAUGAUCAAGGAGCCCGAAGCUGCAGCACUUUCGGCAAUAAAACCGCACCUGGGGCCCGACGCAAUUGACCCAGUUCAGCCAGGCGAGGGUAUUCUAAUAUGUGACUGUGGAGGUGGAACGGUUGACAUCACAACCUAUAUAGUUCUAAAAUCAGAACCAAGGUUGGAGUUUGAAGAGCUCUGUGUUGGCAUAGGAGGAAAAUGCGGGUCAACGUACAUCGAUCGGAAUUUCAACCAGUGGAUGCAAGAGACGUUUGGAGAAGAAUAUACCUCAGUGCCGAUGAGAUUACGAGGGCCAGGUAGUAGAUUUAUGAAUUCCUUUGAGAGUGCGAAGCGGAAUUUCGGAGGUCCCAACGAUGAUCGAGGAGUGGAAGUUGGACCUAUCCGGAUGGAUAUCGGACCAAGCGUCCACUAUGACGAUGAGGAACUGGUGGUAAAGCUUUCCAAGUACGAUAUGCAGCGGCUCUUUGAUCCCGUCGUAAAGGAAGUCAUAUCUCUGGUAAAGUCACAGGUAAAGGCUACUGAGAAGAAGAAAAAGAGAAUCGACCGACUGAUACUUGUUGGAGGGUUUGGGGAUUCGGAUUAUCUCAACACCAAGCUAGGCGAAUGGUGCAAAGGAAAAAAUAUCGGCUCUGUAACAUGCCCGCCAGACUGUCAGGCUGCCAUUGUCAAGGGUGCCUGUCUGCGUGGUCUAGAAGGGCUGAAGCCUAUCAUCACUCAUAGUAGAGCACACUAUGGCUGGUCCUGGGGAAAACGGUUCAGGAAAGGCAUCGACCCCGAAGCAAAUUCGUACACUGAUCCACUCACUGGUGAAAAGAUGUGUAGCGGAAGAAUGGAAUGGGUUAUCCCCAAGGGGAAACGACUGGACGAAAACUUCAAGAUGAAGGCCGACAUCCAGAGUACGUUCAAGCUCGGCCAGCCGUUGAAUGAGAACAUCACUAUGUUCUCCUGCAACAUGGACGAGGCGCCGGAGAGGGAAGACCACCACCGUGUCGUUAAAGUAGGGGAGAUAUCCCCAGCCUUUUCGACGUCCACAUUCAACGACUUCCAGACACGCAAGAGCACCUCGGACGGGCAGACGUACCACCGCUUCAACUACACGAUAGAGGUGAACUUCCGGUCCAAGGGGGGUAUCCUGAGCUUUGCAGCAACGUCAGAAGGGAAAGUAAUUGCAGACGCGGCUCUGGGGCUGCUGGAGGACUGA
This is a messenger RNA of Nannizzia gypsea CBS 118893, 1785 nucleotides long. RefSeq names its product hsp70-like protein. The record is from RefSeq and is a predicted model, not a curated record. The transcript has 7 exons. Lineage: Eukaryota; Fungi; Ascomycota; Eurotiomycetes; Onygenales; Arthrodermataceae. Gene Ontology annotation, molecular function: ATP-dependent protein folding chaperone; ATP binding. The coding region runs from base 1 to 1785 and encodes 594 amino acids.